UUGUAAAUAAACGAAUGACAGAGACGCUGGUGAUAGUGAAAUUGCUACCAAAAUAUUUGAUCAAUACGAAAUCAAAUUACUCGACUGUCUAUUAAGGCUGUUGUGGCUAAGUUGAUGUCAGUCCUACCCGCCAGUUUGCUGCCAGACACGAGAGUCAGACUGUAUCGUGCCACUCGGGUAGCUUGUGGCCAAUGCCACAGGCUCGACCUGCCGAGAGAAGUGGACUAUCAACCUCGAAAAGAGCAGGCAAGUUGGCCUCGACAGAGCGUCCUGUCCUCUCGUGGCUGUUCGACUGAAGAAGGGGUGCCUGUAGAUUCACCAUCAGAAAAAAGUUGGCAUGUCGGAGUUAAAUAAAGACGUGGUGGAUUUGGUUUGGGGGAGACCCUCCAGUGGAGGAGUGUCUGCCUCCAUAUUCCGAAGAUGGACCCAAGGGUUUGUUUUUAGUGAGAAUGAGCACACAGCUCUGGAGCAGUUCGAAGGAGGCCCAUGUGCUGUCAUUGCACCUGUUCAGGCUUUCCUCUUAAAGAACAUUCUCUUCAGCAGAGAAAGUUCUAGCUGGAGACAGAUGUCAGAGGAGGAACAGAAAACAGCGUUGUGUUCCACUCUGAGUGAAAUCUUGGAGUCUGCCAGUUCCAGCCCCUCCACGGGGUUCUGCCUGGUGAUCUGGGCCAAGGGACAGAGCCCGCAUACUAGCACAAAUACAAACUCACAGACACAGUCACAGUCACCAACACAGGACAUGCCAGAGCCAGAGAGCAGCCAGACGCCACAGGAACAGCAACCCACUGCUUUGGCUGCUGAGGAUCUUGGCUUUGAGCGAUUUCACAGUGUUCUCCAUAAGCGGACCGUAAUGUCAGUUUCUGGUCUGAGAGAGGAGGUGCUGUCUCUCUACCACACCUGGAGGGGGAGCUGUGGAGUCUUGCUUUUCCUGUACUCUGUUAUUCUCACUAAGGGCAUAGAGAACAUAAGAAAUGAGAUCCAGGACACAAUGGAGCCUCUCAUAGACCCUGUGCAUGGCCAUGGCAGUCAGAGCCUGGUGAACCUCCUGGUAACUGGCCACGCUGUCUCUAACGUCUGGGAUGGAGACAGGGAGUGCUCUGGCAUGAAACUGCAUGGUAUUCAUAAACAGGCAUCAGUUGGCUUCCUCACACUUAUGGAAUCACUACGCUACUGCAAGGUCGGGGCAUUCCUCAAGUCUCCAAAGUUCCCUAUUUGGAUCCUUGGCAGUGAAACGCACCUAUCUGUCUUUUUCACUAAGGAGAUGUCCCUGGUCGGUCCAGAGUCUCCAUCAGAACAAGCAAGGAGGGUCUUCCAGUCCUUUGAUCCUGAAGAUAAUGGCUUCAUCCCAGAAUCUCUGCUGGAGGACGUGAUGAAAGCCCUUGACCUUGUCUCUGAGCCCGAGUACGUCAGUCUGGUGAAGACUAAACUGGAUCCGGAGAGUUUGGGCAUAAUUCUUCUUGGCCCGUUUCUGUUGGAGUUUUUCCCUGAUCAGGAUUCAGGAAUCCCAGACUCGUUUCCCAUCUACCACUACAAUGGACUGAAACAGUCCAACCACAACGAGAGGGUGGAGUAUGUUGAAGGGACGGCUUUGGUGCUGGGCUUCGAGGACCCCAUGGUUCGGACAGACGACACUCCAGUCAAGCGCUGCCUACAGACCAAAUGGCCCUACAUCGAGCUGCUGUGGACCACUGACCGCUCCCCGUCACUGAACUAGCACUGACAGAGCAUGUGUGUGCGUGUGUGUGUAUGUGGAUGGACCACUACUUCUCCACAUACACACACACACACACACACACCCCUCUCUGGCUUCCUGUCUACACACUGACCCUGUAAGGUCAGCAGAUUACGACAACUGACACGUAUGUGACGACGACAGCGAAUGAGAAAAAACACAAACGCACAGGAGAAAUUGAGACAAACACGUUCAUGGACUAAACAGUCAUGCCUGAGAUCCACCCUGUCAUUCUCACUCACACAUUCCACAAAAACGCAAACUCACCUUUUACAGUUCAUGCUAUUGUCUGUUCACCAUAGCUUGUAAUUGACAUGCAGGAUGUUGAUGUGAUUAUUUAAAAAAGGAAAAAAAAAACUGAACGACUGUUUAUUUUUUACAGCUCUGCACCCCUGCUACAGUUAAGCAGUAGACAGCUAGACACUGUUAAGAGAGGAAAACUAGUUUGGUUGAGUGACUCGAGUGUGUCACCAAAUCACAUUCUGAACCACGUGUGCAGCCAGUCGACUGUGAAACACUACUGUUAAUCCAGCUAUAGGACUGUUUGAGGGAAAACCUACCAAAGCCUUUCACAUAUGAGAACACACACACUCACAAACACACACUAUCACACCCACUUCACAGCGUUUACAGUGUAAAGGGACCAACCCAGUCACAGAGAGCUGGAGAUCUGAACAGGUUUCUUCUGCGUUUUCACCAAGAUGAAUCUGAUUUAGGUGCUUUGUGUGUGCGUGUGUGUGCUUCAUGCACCACACUAGGAUGGUUGGCCAAGUGCUCAUGUAUUUAUUACCACACUCUAAGGUUCUGGAAUAAACACUUUUUUUGUUCAAA
Molecule: messenger RNA, 2563 nt
Organism: Chelmon rostratus (copperband butterflyfish)
Lineage: Eukaryota; Metazoa; Chordata; Actinopteri; Chaetodontiformes; Chaetodontidae
Gene: mindy3
Product: MINDY lysine 48 deubiquitinase 3
Exons: 16
Coding region: 338-1714 (458 amino acids)
Biological process (GO): protein K48-linked deubiquitination
Molecular function (GO): cysteine-type deubiquitinase activity; K48-linked deubiquitinase activity; calcium ion binding
Source: RefSeq, a predicted model, not a curated record